UGUUACAAAUGGAUCGAGGAAAACAACUGGCUCGGAUCUUCUGACCGGAGACGUCUGUAGACGGGGGCAACUCCUCAUCUCUGUUCUUGCCAAUUCUUCUCGCUGCAACUCACGUCGAACAUAUCGUCUCUCUUGUUUCUUCCAGUGACUGAUGGCCAACCCGCAACCGAUCGUUGCCGCCCCGCGUUCGCAUGUAGCGCGUGCGCCGUUACGAUUCCCACCGAGGAGGAGCAGACCCGAAGGCAUCCAACGCGCCGCUUGCACCGCCUGCCAGAAGCGCAAGACAAAAUGCGAUGGCUUGCGACCGAGAUGCAGCGCUUGCACAGUAAAGGAAACACCAUGCGAGUACAAAGUGGCAGAAGGCCAGACGAGAGUGGGCGCCAUGAAAGCGCGGAAUGAAGAGCUUGAAUCCCAGCUUGCCAUCUCUCGGGAAAUCAUAAGGGCCUUGCGGACUGCCCCGAUGCCUGAGGCUGCCCAGUUAUUCGAGCGACUAAGGUCCGGCGCCGACCUUGCGGAGAUCAUUGACUCUGGACAACACAACAACCAGCAGGCACCGGGUCAGAUAAGCGGCUCUGACGCGACAGAGCAGAACAUUAACAUUACAGAAAACAAGGGCUUAAUAUGGGCAAACCCGAGUCUUGGAUCAGCUAAAGAUCAGGAGGUGGCUGCCUCCAGCAGAUCUAGUUCCAAUCAACAAGUCGGUUUCGAAUAUGAUUGCUCGCUAGCUACUCCUUUGGAUAUUUUGAAGUCGCCUGCCUGUUUCGACGCCUACAAUCUCUUCAUUGACUGCGUCGGAGUAUUAUUUUACGUUUACACCCAGGACCAAGUAAAGUCCGUCUUCGAAAUUUUUCUUCGCCGUCCACCCGAACAUGUACCUACAUCCUUGUUGUGCGAAGCCUUCGCCAUUGCAGCAGUAGGAUCACUGUACUCUCACGACACCAUUCCACCUGACAUCGGAAUCACGUUCUAUAACAUGGCCAAAUGGUUUCUAAACGAUCUUGUCAAGAUAGAUCCUCUUCGAGCCAUGAAGGUCUGUGUUUUGUUGGCUGCGUACAACAUUGUCACCAAGGAAACAGUCGCGCUAUCUUUCAUUGAUAUGGGCCUUAAUCUGGGCCGCAGCCAAAGUAUACAUCGCGAGCAAGUGCCUGAUUCUCUCACUGCUGCUGCGUGGAUCGACUACAAAAGAACAUGGAGAACUCUCAUUUGCUUCAAAGGAUGGCUUGUUGCUACGCUGGGUUUUGUGCCCUGGAAUGAAUGGACAGACGAUAUUAUUUGGUCCACGGUCGAUCCUUCCCUAGAGAACAUUACCAUCCAGGAGACUAUUCAAAUACACCUAACAAAGAUUGCCAUUAUCGAAGCUAAGAUGUUUCGACAGAUCUUUGCGCUCUCUGACCUGCGUCGGGAGCAUGUGGACGAAGCAAGAGCAAACCUGCAUCAAUGGUAUCAAGACUUACCUCCUUCCAUUAAACUUGCAGCUCUAUCAGAGUCACCUCUCGCCAAUGGACCAAAAGUGGGCGUCUACCUUACGCACUUCAUUCACCUUGGAGCGAUGAUAAUGCUACAGCGACGGAUCCUCCAGCAUUACAUACAAACGGCGGAAGCAAACCUAACAUUGGCCAAAGAACGUAUAACAGAACUUUCCGACGCCUUCGAAGAUGGCUUUGUGGCCGCUCUGCAGACAUCUCGGAUGCUGGACCUACUGAUGGACGAGGAAGCUGUCUUCCAGCGCUGUUGGAUGUGCAUGUGAAGCAUUGCCCCCCCCCCCUUUUAAACUGACGCCUCACAGAUACCAAUCAUAUAUAGCCACCAUC
This is a messenger RNA of Aplosporella prunicola CBS 121167, 1811 nucleotides long. RefSeq lists its product as uncharacterized. Gene Ontology annotation, biological process: regulation of DNA-templated transcription. The record is from RefSeq and is a predicted model, not a curated record. The transcript has 5 exons. Gene Ontology annotation, molecular function: DNA-binding transcription factor activity, RNA polymerase II-specific; zinc ion binding. Lineage: Eukaryota; Fungi; Ascomycota; Dothideomycetes; Botryosphaeriales; Aplosporellaceae. Bases 152 to 1747 code for a protein of 531 amino acids.